Molecule: messenger RNA, 2475 nt
Organism: Cinclus cinclus
Lineage: Eukaryota; Metazoa; Chordata; Aves; Passeriformes; Cinclidae
Gene: TAF4B
Product: TATA-box binding protein associated factor 4b
Exons: 15
Coding region: 1-2475 (824 amino acids)
Biological process (GO): transcription initiation at RNA polymerase II promoter; DNA-templated transcription
Cellular component (GO): transcription factor TFIID complex
Molecular function (GO): protein heterodimerization activity; DNA binding; RNA polymerase II general transcription initiation factor activity
Source: RefSeq, a predicted model, not a curated record
AUGAGCACCUCGGCGGCCCCCGUCAGGCUGAUGCCCGGCGGGCACCCGGAGCAGGCGGCCGCCUCCGCCCCAGCCGCGGGCUCGGCGCCCGAGCGGGGCGGCCCCGCCGCCGCCGCCGUGCCCGGCGGCCCCGCGCCCGCGGGGGCCCCGCUGGUGCGGGGGGCCGCUCCCGGGGUCCCGCGGCCGGUGGCGCCCAAGGGGCCGCCCACGGCCACCCUCCAGUUGCCGGCCAACUUGCAGCUUCCCCCAGGAGCUGUUCUUAUCAGAAGCAGUAAUGGCCACCUAAUGCUGGUAUCUCAACAAGCAGUAGCACCAGCACAGAACCAGACACGAAAUAACACAAGUGUGAGACCAUCUGUGCCAACCAGCACACCUGCAGUCAGAAUAUGUACUGUGCAGAAUUCUGGCACACAGUUAGUAAAGAAAAUAGCAGCUGCUCCUGUGAAAACGUUAUGUCAAACAACAAGUGCUGUGGUUUCUACUGUUCAGACACCUGCUGUAAUACAGCCAGCAGCUGCAACAGCUAGUGUUACUACAGUUACUGCUGUAAAGCCUUUGAGUACUGGAACACCUGUAAAACUUCCAGUUACAGGACCACCUGCACAAGCUAUCUCCCAAAAGGCAGUCUCUGUGAAAGCAGAGGGCACAACAGUAGCACAGACCAGCGCUUCUACAGAGAUGCUAGAGAAUGUGAAGAAAUGCAAGAAUUUUCUUGCUACGCUAAUAAAAUUGGCGUCUAAUGGACCUCAAGCCCCUGAGAUGGGGCAGAAUGUGAAGAAUCUGGUGCAAAAUCUACUGGAAGCAAAAAUUGAACCAGAAGAAUUUACAAAAAAGCUAUACAUAGAGCUUAAGUCAUCUCCACAACCGUAUUUAGUUCCUUUUCUCAAGAAAAGCAUGCUUGCCUUGCGGCAGCUAAUGCCUAAUCCUCAGAGCUUUAUCCAGCAGUGUUUGGAGCAGCCAGCUUCAACCCAAGAAGUGUUUUCAACUUGUACCUCUGCAGUACCAGCUCCUUUGACAGGAGCGGCAACCUCGGCUGUAUCAACAACUGUUCUUCCAGUAGUAAAACCCGUGCCUGCCUCUGUAGCACCCUCAGCCCCUCUAGUUGUCACGCCACUCCUUGCCAGCACGUCGGCAGCAGGUUCUCUGCAGGCUGUGAAGGCCAUUCCUGCCCCUGCAGCGGUGACAGCAUCGCUGGCGCCCGCAGCUCCCGUCCUCACGGCGAGCGCGCUGUCGUCCGGGCUGACCGCUGUCCAACCCAGCAAGCCAGCGCUCGCCUCUGCAGUGCCACUGCCCUCUCUGCAGUCUGCCAAGACGGUGCUGGUCUCUACAGUGGCAUCUUCAGCAACAACCCCUCUCCAGCCUCUGAAGCCAGUCGUUGGAACCCCAGUUGGUGUUAAAAUCUCGCAGCCCAGCUCUGUCGUGGCACAGUCAGCGGGUGCUCAGCAGGUGGUUAAAGUGAAACAGCUGGUAGUCCAGCAACCAUCAAGAACCAUUGUCAAGCAAGUAUCCAUGCUCCCACAGCCCCCAGUGCUCACCAUACAGACACCUGCUGAGAAGAAGAUGCCGCUGCAUACACUUGUUCAAACCAACCAGUUUCCUCCAGGUUCCAUUCUGAAGCAAACUAUCUUGCCAAGAAAUAAAAUUCUGUCAUUUCAAGCAUCUCCUGUUCAGAAGGUGAAAAUGAAAGAGAAUGGAGCAGCAUCCUUCAGAGAUGAAGAUGACCUAAAUGAUGUGACUUCUAUGGCUGGGGUUAAUCUCAAUGAGGAGAAUGCCUGCAUUUUGGCAGCAAACUCUGAGCUCAUUGGUGCAGUGAUUCACUCUUGCACAGAUGAACCAUUUCUGUCUUCGGAAGCUCUUCAGAAUAAGAUCUUGAACAUAGGUAAAAGGCAUGACAUUAUGGAACUUAACUCUGAUGUUGUGAACUUGAUCUCCCACGCUACACAGGAGAGAUUACGAGGGCUCCUGGAAAAACUAACUGUAAUUGCUCAGCACAGAGUAUCAACCCACAAGGGAAGUGAUAAAUACAUUGUGUGUAGUGACACCAGAGCACAACUGAGAUUUCUGGAGAAGCUCGAUCACCUAGAAAAACAGAGAAAAGAUGAAGAGGAACGUGAAAUGUUACUUCGAGCAGCCAAGAGCCGUUCCAAUAAAGAAGAUCCAGAGCAACUGCGGUUAAAGCAGAAAGCAAAAGAGAGGCAACAGUUGGAAUUAGCACAGAUGCAACAAAGAGAAGCCAACAUCACAGCUUUGGCAGCCAUUGGACCAAGGAAGAAAAGACCAUUGGAUUCAUCAAACGGCUCCGGGCUCGAGGGUUUGAACGGCAAUGGAAUUGCUGGAUCAUCAGGUUUUAGCCUUACAAAGCCGAUGCUCUGUCCAAGAGUAACCCGUGUCUGUCUCAGGGACUUGAUAUUCUGCAUGGAACAAGAGAGGGAGAUGAAGCAUUCUCUACACUUGUACCGUGCCCUUCUGAAGUGA